UUUCAUGUCUAUCAAUCCAUCUGGCUUCUGAUUUUCCUCUGGACAAGCUGCAGUGAUGGAUGGGAAGUAACUUUGCCGAGAGCGUGUUUCGUUUUUGGCUUCUUUGACCGGAUUGAGCAUCUGUCGCACGAAAGAGAAGGAAUCAAAGUUACUUGGGAUGGUCAUUCGUCUGCUGCAAUCGGGACUCAGUUGGCAAACAGAGGAAUAAGUUUGCUCUUUUUAAAAGAGGUGGCGGACACUUGAACGGCUUUAUCUCUCCGAACCUUGCUUUCCGGUCGUUGGUUUGUUUUGUCUCUGGAGGGUGUCUUCCCGCCCAGAAGAAGAUGUCCAGCAAAACCAAGCUAAGAUAUUGGCGCUGGUUGGUUUUGGCAGCGCUGCUGGGCCAGGAGUUGUGGCAUUUCCGAGUCGCGGUGGCAAAGAAGGAGCGGAAGAAACCGAAAGAGCCAAAUCAAUAUACGGAGCCCCUCAACACGACUCUGUCCAACAGCGAAGAAUUAAAUGAACACUCCAAGAUGCUAGAGUCCACAGACCCUCGCAUCACAGACCCGCGCCGGACGUGGAUCUCAUUUGUACAGCGCCCGGGGGAUGGCAGCGCCUCCAAAAAGAAAUGCAGAGGGAAAGAUAAGAAAUUACGUGGGCUGGUAGGUCCUCCGGGUCCUCCGGGUCCUCCAGGUCCUCCAGGUGCCCCUGGGGCUGAAGUCACCCAGGAAGUCUUACUGCAAGAGUUCAAGGAGAUGCUAAAAGAAGCCACCGAACGGCGGUCGUCUCCAGAUCUCCCAGUUCAUCCCAGUGAGGUGCCCCCAUUGCUCUUUUCCCUGGAGGACCUCUCUCCUUACAAGCGAGUGGAAGAGGCCUUCCAUUGUAAACUGAAGGGACAGAUAGUGGUGGACAAGAAGACCUUGGUGGAACUCCAGAACUUCCAGAUGCCUUUGGCCAAAGGAGCUUUCCUCCGAGGAUCUGGGCUAAACCUAACUACUGGGCGAUUCACAGCAUCCGUAUCUGGCAUUUAUCAGUUCUCAGCGAACGUUCAUAUUGAUCACAGCGAGCUGAAGAGCAAACUGCAGCUUCGAGCGAGGGACAAUGUCCGGGUGUUGAUCUGCAUUGAAUCCCUUUGCCAUCGAUACACGUCUUUGGAAGUCAUUGCUGGCCUGGAAAGCAACAGCAAGAUCUUCACUGUGAACGUCCAUGGAUUGCUGCAGCUGCAGGCUGGACAGUACACCUCGAUCUUUGUCGACAACAGUGCCGGUGCACCCAUCACCAUUCAGAACGGCUCUGAUUUCAUGGGGAUGCUGGUGGGGGUCUGAUCCCAGGCAGCCCACGGCGUGGGGCGGCCAAGCGGAGAAAGAAAUUCACCCCAAGACUCUGUCCGAACUUUGUCUCCACGUCUGAACGUUGACGCCUCCUGUUCCUGGACGAUUGCUUCCUCUUUGCCACUUGUAUCCUGCACCUGAAUGAAGCAAAUCUACGUUUCCUUCUUCUAAAAGGUGUAAGAAUAGAAGAAAAGAGAAUAUUGAGAGAGAAGAGAUUUGGAGCAGAUGCAAAACCCAGACCAGAUUCUUCCUCCCUGCCGGAUCCAUUCU
This is a messenger RNA of Sceloporus undulatus (fence lizard), 1580 nucleotides long. RefSeq names its product C1q and TNF related 12 (gene C1QTNF12). The record is from RefSeq and is a predicted model, not a curated record. NCBI's taxonomy places the organism in Eukaryota, Metazoa, Chordata, Lepidosauria, Squamata, Phrynosomatidae. The transcript is spliced from 8 exons. Gene Ontology annotation, biological process: negative regulation of gluconeogenesis; positive regulation of insulin receptor signaling pathway; positive regulation of D-glucose import across plasma membrane. The coding region runs from base 324 to 1304 and encodes 326 amino acids. Gene Ontology annotation, molecular function: hormone activity.